AGACCAGACCCAGUCACGCGAGAGCCUCUGCUCUGUUAUCAAUCGUAAUCCAUGUACAUGCGGUGUUGUUCACAACAUCCCACUAUAGUGUGGUAAAAUGUAUAUUAGGCAGACUGGCGCCUGCCUUAAGGAAAGGUCACGCCGGCACAGCAACAACUAAAGGGCACGCUUCAUAACAUCUGUCAGCACAUUGUCGUUCAUGGAGCUGUAAACGAAUUUUUUUAAAGAAUGCAUGUAAUCUUCAGACACGUGGAUCAAAAUGCACGUGGAAUCGUUGAAGCUCUCCAUAAAGAAAAAGCGUGAACAUUGCAUUUCCGUCCAAUCCAUCAACCUGCACGAGUUUGAAAUCAGCCUCCUCGAGAGAUGUGACAAAUACCAGCAGCGUGAGGGUGUGCUGUGGGGAGUGAUGAGAACCGCUUACAGUGCUGUGCUUCUAUCCGUGAUUGUUGGAGUCAUCGCACGAGAGCAGUUCCCACUGCUGCGACGUAGGAGAGACGCUACGACGACGACGUCCACGCAACAAGAAGGCACCGAGCCUCGGGACGUGAUGCACGUCCAAGAAGGCGACGUCGCCUCGUUCACCUGCGCGGCGGCCAGCCACGAGCCGAUGCGCGUCGAGUGGCGGCACAACGGCAGCCUCGUCCAGCACCAGCCUGCUGCGGGCGCCGAGAGGAACUCUUCGAGUACGAAGACGUCGCUAAGCGUGUGGCACGCGCCCCUGAGUUCCAUGUCCGGGGCGACGCUGACGCGCAGCCGGCUUCGGCUGUCCAACGUGUCGGCCAACCAUUCGGGCGUGUACGCCUGCCACUUCAGCGACGGCCUGGGAACACUGGCACGCAGCAGCCAUCUCGUCGUACAGCCCAAGGCAUCUAACGGGUCCGAGCCUAAAGACAGCCAGUGUGGGUCCGAGGUGCAAUGCUCGGGCAAGGGCGAAGUGUGCGACGGCAAACAUCCCUGCCGCUGCUCUGACGGUUCCAUCUCGAAAGAAGGGCCGUGCCCAGCCCUUUACAGCGGUCCACACUUGGCGAGCAUUUUGGCCUGGGUCUCGAGCGCUGCUGCAGCGGCCGUCCUGCUAGCGGCGCUUGCUGUGCUGGCGGCGCGUAGGAUGCGCAGGACGGCUGGAUCCACUCUUCUCGCUAAUGUCCCGGAUGAUGACGGCUUGGAGCAUAAUGCCUCGAGGAGGAACUCCUUUAUCACCAUGGCCUCACCAGUACCCUCUGAACUAUAGCAUAAUCAAAUACUGUACCCCUUGUGGACUUCUUUCGUGUGAUGUCUUGGGUACAGUGAGCUGUGAUGAGUGCAAAGUGCUACAGUGAACUUCUAGACUGUCUUGUUGGAUCUAACCUGGCCGCGCGUUAGACGGUGUGUUCUUUUUUUAGAUGCACCAAAUUUUUUUUAAAUUUGCCUGUGGCAGAUAGCACAAUUACAUUCCUUAAUCGAAAUCACUCGAUGAGGUGGCCCACUACUUCUACGGAAAAUCAAGAUGCGUGUUUGAAUAAUUAACAUAAUAACACUUAAUUACAUAAUUACAUUUUAAUUUAUUACAUUUCGGCACAUGCAGGGUGUCCGAAGUUAAGUUUUAAGGAAUUUUUAGAAAUCGCCUGUGGCAGGUCGCAUAAUUCUUAUCGUUGAGUUAUUCGAAGAGGCGGACAUUAGUAGCACGAGAAAUUGAAAUACAUAUUCAACUAAUUAACAAGAAGUUAGUGCUACUUAGUUAAUUAGUUUACGACACGUAUCGCAAUUUACAAAUUCUAGCCGGUGAGCUUGUCAGGCGCAUCCACUUGGAAUGAAUUUCCAGGAUAUGACACCAGUUUGGAGAUAUGCGCCAUCAAACUCGCCGUAAAAAUGCACUGUUGUUCCACUUACUUUUUACCAAAAUGCUGUUUUAUACAUUGAAGCACAAAAGUAACUGGAACGCUUAUGUAUUUCGUCCCACACUUUGGGAAAUAAUAUCUCGAAACAGGUGUCAUCAUGGAAAUUCAUUUCAAGUGGAUGCGUCUUGCAAACUCGCCGGCUACAAUUCGUAAAUUGCAAUAUGUGUCGUAAAGUAAUUAACUAAGAAGUUCAUUUUUCAGUUUUUGUUAAUUAGUUGAAUAUAUGUUUCGAUUUCUCGUGCUACUAAUGGCCGCCUGUGUGAAUAACCCAGCUCAACGAUAAGAAUUAUGCUACCUGCCGCAGGCAAUUUUUAAAAAUUCCGUAAAGCUUAAUUUUGAACACCCGGUAUUUCAAUCUACGAAUUGUAGCUAGGGAGUAUGCAAGGCAUUUCGACCUAGAACGAAUUUUGAGGGUGGCACCGGUUUCGAAAUAGGCGCCAUCAAUCUUGUGGUAAAAAUGCACUGUUGUUUCACCUACUUUUUUUUUUAUAGGAAAACGCUGUUUUAAGCAUUGAAGCACAAAAGUAACUGAACGCCAAUGGAUUUCAUCGGACACUAAGAAAAUUGAUAUCUCGAAACUGGCGUAGUCAUGAGAAUUCGCUCCAAGUGGGUACGCCUGGUGAACUCACCGGCUACUUUUCGUGAAUUAAAAUAUGUACAGUAAAGUAAUUAAUAAAAAUAUAAUUAGUGUAAUCAUGCAAACAUUCAAUUAAGCAUUUCGAUUUCUCGUUUAAGUAGUGGCCACCCGAUCGAGCAAUUUACAUCGAGUUUUUUGCUAUCUGCGACAAUCAUUUUUCUUUAUUUUGUGCAGCUAUAAAAGAACACCCUGUACACCAACGAAACAUUACUAAAUACGAAUAAGCAAUGUUGAAGAUUGCGAAAAUACUCCAACUUUGCGCCGACUUUGCCAAUGCACGCGAGUACAUGUAUUAGGGCAGCGAUACAUAAAAUUCCUCACAUCAAGUUUUAAACCGUGUAAUAACCCCGCCUUAUUUGGAAACUACACGGACCUAUAUUUGAAGUUAAAGUAAAUGUUCUUGGCCUACUAGAAAGGAAACCGUGUCGAUGGCUCACGUCAUGCAAGGUGAAAUGUCACGAGGUCUCGACAGAGACGUUCUAAAUUGUUCCUGUUUGCACACCCAUAUAACACUGCAUAGGUGUUGGUACAAGCACUGUGCUCGCGAUAUGCCGCUACAGUUGCGGCUGAGUCUAACGAAAAGCUAAAUUCAAGUGCGAUUUGUAGCUGCAAUACAUGCACAUGAAACCCGGCACGUACGUAUGUUGCACAUAGAGAGAGAGAACAACAUAUUUAAUGUAUGACUCUAUACCUAUUCAGGUAAGUGGGUAAGCGGGAAGGAUGUUAAGGGUGGCUCACUAUGGAAGCUUCACACGUGAAGCUCUAUAGUGAGUAAGGUGUCUUCUUGACGUUAACCCGUUGUCAGACCCAGUCUUCAAACGACUUCACCUACUUAGGUCGGUGAUUUUUCACGGAAUCAUCUUCAGUCCUUCGUAUUGCACAAUAGGUGAUGAACGCUGGAGUUGCCAAUCUUAUGCAUGCUCAGCCUUUCAGGAGGGGAUUGCCGGCGGUCAAGGUCAUUACGUACGUUGCCGUCGCCACAGCCAUAAGGCGAUAAUGUCCUUUGUCAUUGCGUACCCUGCUCUUGCCUUUGUUAAAAUGACUUGCGAUCCUCGGGAUAGGCCUCUGGAAAGGGGGUUGUCGGGUUCAGGGAUUGUCUGAUACAGCUAGACUGCACAGUGCCUGCCUCAAGCUUCUCGAGCUUUCCAAGUAAUCGUUGCAUCGCUACCUGCCUUUACAUGCCCCGAAACAAGCGCAGUUAUUGUGCAACAGCCGCAGCAGGUUAGUUAGAAGCAAUAGCAAUGUUCCUCGGUGCCUGAAAGUACUCGUGCGGGUUGUGGUUUGCGAAUAAGCUUUCCGGAAGGCUUGCCAGCAUGAUAACACAUCUGGUGCCAUUGUGGCAGGCUGCUACGUUUGAAAAUUUUAAUGUUAUAUCACUCACACUGAAAGUCUGGAAAUAGUGUGAUAAAUAUGGCAGUUGAACGUAUGCUACUUCAAUUCUGUGCUGAUAUCCUCCGUGUCCAAACUCAGAGUAACGUGGCAGCCUUGAGUGAGAAAUUAAAAAUUAGCGACGUUUAUGUCAUCGCCUAUGACCUCCAGAAUAGUGUGGGAAAUACUUAAACCUGUAAAAGCAGACAUAAUUGGGUAUGCUGUGUGCCUUCCUUGCAAUGUUUCUUCUGCUGCUGUUGUCAAUGCCGAUUUGCCACCCUUCUAUUUUAGUUACUGCUAUCCGUUUAGUAGCUGCAGCGAGUGUCCAGGUGAUGAUCAUGACAGGGUAGCUCUACGGCCCAACAGUCGGUUUGGUAGCUUCUGUCAGCACCGACGUAUGAAUUGGGGGGCCAGGAGAAGACACUCUACUUACCGCACUUCCGAUGCCCCUGCACGUGCAGCUUGCCUGUCAACACAAAUGGCUUUAACGGCAAUAUCUAGUUCGACUAUUCCUCUGUUCCGAUCCAACAAAUCGCGUGGAACAUCCACAGCCGUUGGCUAAUGGUGAGUGCUAUAGUGACUAAACAUUGCCGCAUAAACGGCUUGGUUUAGUCUUUAAAAACCGUAUAGCCUCUUCCUUACCCGGAACAGGUGAGCACACGAAGCUUGUCCAACCGUAGGAGAGGGGGGGGGGGGGGGGGGGGGUUGGUUAGCUUUUUGAGUGUUUGCGACAUUCAUGGGCCCGCUGCCGCUGCCGUUCCUUUAACGUAGCCUGCUAUUCGGCAGAACUAACCAAACGAGGGCUCCCCAUCAGACUGCCGUGUCUGAACUGGCGGGGAACGGCGAGCGGGACGGACGGACGGACGCACGGACGGACGAAGAACAUUUAUUCAGGUCCUGAGGAACUGCGCUGGGACGCCCCCUUUCAGGGGAAGUCGGUAGCAGUCGCGGGCCGCUCCCACGCAGGGACCGGAAGACCGUGGCCCUCCGCCCUCUCGCAGGCCCUCUGGACAGCCCGAAGUUGAACCGAGAGAUCGCCGUUUUUAAGGGCUUCCUCCCAGUCCUCUUCGUUGAUGAACUCUGUGUCGCGUAACGCAGGGCAUUGCCAGAGCAUAUGGGCUAAUGAGCAAUACGCCUCUCCGCAGUCCGGACAUUGCGGUUCGAUGUUGGGCGAGAAGUGACUAAACCUGCCCCUCGAAGGGAAAGACCCCGUUUGGAGCAUCCUCAAGGCCGACGAUUGCGGUCGAGUGAGUCUAGGGUGAGGAAGUGGGAAAACCCUCCGAGAAAGAUGAUAAUGCGUCAAGAUCUCGUGGAAAGUUAGGAGCGAGUCCCUGUACCUCCCAGCGUCCCCGCCUUCGAAUC
Molecule: messenger RNA, 5241 nt
Organism: Dermacentor silvarum
Lineage: Eukaryota; Metazoa; Arthropoda; Arachnida; Ixodida; Ixodidae
Exons: 6
Coding region: 260-1228 (322 amino acids)
Biological process (GO): cell-cell adhesion
Cellular component (GO): cell-cell junction
Molecular function (GO): cell adhesion molecule binding
Source: RefSeq, a predicted model, not a curated record